Molecule: messenger RNA, 3303 nt
Organism: Hemiscyllium ocellatum (epaulette shark)
Lineage: Eukaryota; Metazoa; Chordata; Chondrichthyes; Orectolobiformes; Hemiscylliidae
Gene: rel
Product: v-rel avian reticuloendotheliosis viral oncogene homolog
Exons: 11
Coding region: 140-2056 (638 amino acids)
Biological process (GO): response to cytokine; cellular response to stress; regulation of transcription by RNA polymerase II
Cellular component (GO): cytoplasm
Molecular function (GO): DNA-binding transcription factor activity, RNA polymerase II-specific; RNA polymerase II cis-regulatory region sequence-specific DNA binding
Source: RefSeq, a predicted model, not a curated record
AGGAGGGGGGAAUUCCCUGCCAAAAUUUAUUACAAUCUCGCAGUGACUUUUCCAGUUUUGUCACCAGUACGUUUAAGAGUGAGGACAUCAGUUACAUGUCGGAAUAAUUCUUUUGGUUAUAAAGGCGAGAUAAACAGCCAUGGAUGUGCGAAGUCACCUGCCUGCUAUGUCAAGGCUUGCCCUUCAAGGGGAACCUUAUGUCGAAAUUGUGGAGCAGCCCAAGCAACGUGGUAUGCGUUUCCGAUAUAAGUGUGAAGGACGAUCAGCUGGCAGCAUUCCUGGGGCGAACAGCACAGAUAACAAUAGAACAUAUCCUUCAAUACAGGUUGCUAACUAUUUUGGAAGAGGGAGAGUUUUAGUCACUUUAGUUACAAAAAUGGAACCCUUCAAGCCCCAUCCACAUGACUUGGUUGGGAAAGACUGUAAGGAUGGGUUCUAUGAAGCUGAUUUUGGCCCAGAUCGUAGAAUUAUUUGUUUUCAGAACUUGGGAAUUCAGUGUGCGAAGAAGAAAGAGGUGAAAGAGGCAAUUCUACAAAGGAUUCAGCGAAGCCUGAACCCCUUUAAUGUUACACAGGAGCAGGUUCUUCAGACAGAAGAUAUUGACCUGAAUGUGGUGAGAUUGUGUUUCCAGGUGUUUCUUCCUGAUGAACGUGGCAGCUUCUCGAGAGCUCUUCCACCGGUCGUCUCAAAUCCUAUAUUUGAUAACAGGGCACCAAACACAGCAGAGCUGAAGAUUUGUCGUGUAAACAAGAACACAGGAACUGUUAAGGGAGGAGAUGAAAUCUUCCUACUGUGUGACAAGGUUCAAAAAGAUGAUAUUGAAGUUCGUUUUUUCACUCACAACUGGGAGGCCAAAGGUUCGUUUUCACAAGCUGAUGUCCAUCGGCAAGUUGCCAUUGUCUUUCGAACACCUGCAUAUUGCAAAACAAACAUUACUGAGCCUGUAUCUGUGAAAAUGCAGCUUCGAAGACCUUCAGACCAACAAGUCAGUGAAUCCAUGGAGUUCAGAUACCUUCCAGAUGACAGAGAUAACUGUUUUUACGAAAAACGAAAGAGGACAGCAGAUGCUUUCCAUAAGUUGCUGCAGGAUUGGGCACCGUCAGUUUCAGAUACCACAGAGGUACAAUGCAUGCGAAACCAACCAGAAAAGAUCAUAGUUGGUGUGCCCACUGCAAGAACAGCCUAUGCUCUUUCAAAACCCAUUAAGCAAGAGCCUCGGGAUGCUUUUACUGGACUACAACAGGCACAAGUAAUGUCAAGUCAGCAGCAUACCAAAAGUCUGGUUAUGAACCAGAAUAAUCAUAAUUUUAGUAACACAGUUCUCAGCAAUCCAAACCAGAUUUUCGCCUCUGGCCAACAAACCUUGCUAUCUACAACCACAACAGCAGGUGCCUCUCCAAAUUGGAAUCCAAAUCCUCCUUAUAAUACUCUAAAAGGAAAUUUGCAUUUACAUACUCCUGCAAAUCACGGUUCAUUGCCAGUACUUAGUGAAGAUGUGCUGAAAUGUUUGGAUCCUCCUACACGGAACAGUCCAGUAGAUUCAGUAGGGUUUCGACAUGACAUUAGCAACAAUGGUAUUGGAGCUCAACGCAUUCAACAACCUGCUGUUUUAAGCACUUCUGAUACUAUAGUAAAUCACAACCCUCAUAUGCAUAUACUUAGCAGGAAUAAUGAUGUACAUUUGGUAGGUACAAACCAUGAACAAGCUGUAUCCAUUCCAGAUCUAUGGGAACUAUCGAGUCGGCAACAUGCACCAUCUAUUCAAGGUAUUCAAUUAGCUCAAAACACUGCUGCUAUUGAAACUGCUCAAGCAAAUUCACAAUUACCCAGUGAUAUUCGUGUAGAGUGUGUCCUUGGACAGCUAAACAGUGACUUACCUUUUAAUGGAGGCAUGCAGAUGACAGACAGCAUGGCAAGUGAUGUGUUCGGUGUUGAUGAUAUUGAAGGUAACGAUUAUAGGAAUCAAAUAACCUCAAAGCACGUAGAUCUAGAUUUCAUGAAUGAAUUUCAUGAUUCUGGUGAUCUCAAUGACUUAAUUCAGUCUUUAUGUCAGUAAAAAGAUGGUGUAUACAUUAGUUAUGUCAUGUUUGUGAUGCCUUCAAAGGAGGGCCCUGAAGUUACACUUGAUGGUGACAUGCCAACUGGUGAUAUUCCAAACCAGCUGUCCAAGUAAGGAUUGGGGGCCUGCAACAAUGGAAAGAUGGCGGCCCCUCUAGCUAAGGUGAGUGCUGAAGCUGCAGCAUGGGGCUCCAUGAGGGCUUCUCAAUCUUGAGGUACUCUCUGAACAUCUUCCUUUUGACUUGCAGCUCAUUCUAACUUGAAAAAAAAAGCUGAUCCUGCAUUGUCACUGAGUUAAAAUCCAGUUUACAAACUCACAGUUUGAUAUACCUAUACCUCAUGGACUGCGUUAGUUCAAGGCAGCAGCUCGUCAUUUGCUCUGGGGGGCUAUAAAUAUGUCAUGACGCUCUCUAAUCCCAUGAAUUAAUAAAAUGUUUGAAUUCAAAGGAUGUAAAUUCUGGUCACAGAGGUUAAGCACCAUGAGGCAACCCUCUGACCCCUGUUACUCUGGUGGUGGCUAACAGGAGGAGGCAUCUUCCAGGCUUUGCCUUCUGGCAAAGGCCCAGUCCAUUUACUGCCAGGAGGAUCCCAAUAGGCCCAGUUAGCUCACAGCUGGGUAACUAAUAUUCAAAUUGGCUCCCUACUCUGGCAAGGUGGGUAAGCAAUACCAGCAAUGACCCUUUACCAUCACUACUGCCUGGAGGUAGGAACAUGACGAUCUUUGACUUGAUGUGUGGAUUUCUUCCCAGUCAAGCUACAAGCCAACCUCACAGCCCAGUCUGUGGAACUGGGAAGACGUCCACCAGUUUGCUGUGGUUCACUUCGGGAAAAUAAGCUGCUGCUUAUAGUUAGAAGUUGGUUACAAAUAUUAAAAUGAAUAGUGUUACACAUUAAAAAAUGAAUUAGAAAAGGAGUACACAGUAAUAUUCCUCAAUCUCACUGACAUUGCAAGUUCAGAUUUUUGACAAUCUGUGCUGGAAAUACUGAAAUUUCCUAAUUAUCUUAUGGUUAUGCAUUUUUAACUUUUACUAUUUGAUUUAAGUUCUCAAACCAAGUGAGAAAUUAGCUCAUCUUGGUGCAUUUUCAGUUUUCUAUGGAAAGGGACUUCCCUUGAUGAUGUGUAAUGACUGUGUCAAUCUAACUCAUCUUGUGAAGUUUACAUGCCAAGUUCUCAGUUUAUAAAUUUGAUUUAUAUUUUGAAUGUAUUUUGUUACAUUUGAAUUUUUUAUGUUUUCAAAACAAUUG